Messenger RNA from Andrographis paniculata, 1868 nucleotides. RefSeq names its product peptide chain release factor 1, mitochondrial. The transcript has 13 exons. Bases 54 to 1343 code for a protein of 429 amino acids. Lineage: Eukaryota; Viridiplantae; Streptophyta; Magnoliopsida; Lamiales; Acanthaceae. The record is from RefSeq and is a predicted model, not a curated record. Gene Ontology annotation, biological process: translational termination. Gene Ontology annotation, molecular function: translation release factor activity, codon specific.
UUGUGUAGAAGGGAAUAUUUGUGAAUUUUUGCAACAGCCGCAGCGGCGGGCAGAUGGGCGGCGGAGGAAGAUUGUUAUGGCGGUUGAGUCAUUGUCUCGAGGUUGCCGCAUUCCGUAGACUUCAACCUCACAUUCUCUACCCGUCAAUGAAUUAUCUUCGACCUCCGUACCGGAGCCCGGGGCGUAUGCUCCUUAGCAGCUUCUACUCCACCUUCACCAACGAUGUACAGUCUCAGCCCCCACUGUCAGUCGAUCUAAUGUGUAUUAUGGAGCGGAAGCUAUCUGCUUUAGAAGAGCGACACGUUCAUCUACAGAACAUUGUGAAUCAGCUGGACGCCUCCCCGGAAGAAUAUUCUGCUGCCAAUAAAGAGCUGAAGAAGCUUCGACGUACCAUUGAUGCUCUGACUGAAUUGCGGAAGAAGGAGAAGGAGAUUGAAGGCUUAAAGUCUCUGAUUGAUGAAGCGCAAGAUGACAAAGAGAUGCAACAAAUGGCUUCCGAAGAAUUCGAACAGGCAGCCACAGAAGAGAAGCGCCUCCGUUACUCAUUGCUCAAGUCCUUGCUACCGAAGGAUGAAGCUGAUGAACGUGACUGCAUAUUGGAAGUCAGAGCAGGAACUGGAGGAGAAGAGGCCUCUUUGUUUGCGAUGAACAUAUUCAAAAUGUAUGAGAAGUAUUCCCUGAAGAAAGGUUGGAAGUUCGAAGUCUUGGAUGUGGCUGUGUCUGAUAUUAAAGGAUACAAGGAAGCUACUGCUGCUAUCACUGGUGCAGAUGUUUAUGGAAAACUGAAAUUUGAGAGUGGAAUUCACAGAGUGCAGCGUGUUCCUGUGACGGAGAAAGCUGGUCGAGUCCACACCAGUGCUGUGUCUGUUGCCAUUCUUCCUCAGGCAGAUCAGGUGGAUGCACACCUGAAAAGUGAAGACUUGAAGAUCGACACAUAUAGGUCUGGUGGUUCAGGUGGUCAGCAUGCGAAUACCACAAACAGUGCUGUUAGGGUUACUCAUGUACCAACAGGCUUGACAAUUUCCAUACAAGAUGAGCGCUCCCAACAUCAGAACAAGGCAAAAGCGCUUAAAUUAUUGUGCGCAAAGUUAUAUGAGAUGGAAAGGAGUAGGGUCAAUGCCAGUCGUUCGAAGCUUAGAGCACAGCAGAUUGGGAGUGGAGACAGAUCAGAACGUAUACGUACUUAUAAUUUUCCUCAAGGUCGCGUCACUGACCACCGAGUUGGCAUUACUAGCCAUUCGAUAGAUGGUGUCAUGGAGGGGGAGGAUCUGGACACAUUUGUUGAUGCACUCAUCUUGAAAGAGGAGAUGGAUGCAAUUGAGUCUUUCACUUCUACUCAGUAAGAAUUAUGAGUUGCUUUUUUUCUCAGCAUCAAUGGAGCACGGAUCGUACGAGGAUCAAUCACAAGCGACGUUUUCAUUGACAGAUGAAGAUCACACCAUUGCGAAUGCACUAAGAUUUACACUUAAUCAAGACCCAAGAGUGUCAUUUUGUGGUUACAGCAUACCGCACCCGGCAGAUGCUAAGGUGACCCUGCACGAGAGGUAUUGAAGGAUUCUUGCCAGGAUCUAAUGCUUAUUUGCCAGCAUGUUAGGAGCACAUUCGACCGGGCUGUUAUGGAGUUCAAGAGCAAGCAGGGAAAAUAAUCCAUGGAUUUAAAAAUGUAAUGCAUCCCUUUACCAUAUAUCCUUUCAAUGUAUGACAACUCUGUUAUAAAGGUUAGGGGUUCUUUAUGUAUUGUUAAUUGAAUCAUGAGGACACAGUGAUGAAUGAGAGAAUGUAGAUGGGGAUCUUAUUGUGGUUCAAAGAUCAUACUCUGUGUUUAUGUAACCGGGGCAAGAAAUAUAUUGAAAAGUUUUUCACUUGAA